Molecule: messenger RNA, 2703 nt
Organism: Aplysia californica (California sea hare)
Lineage: Eukaryota; Metazoa; Mollusca; Gastropoda; Aplysiida; Aplysiidae
Product: GTPase IMAP family member 9
Molecular function (GO): GTP binding
Source: RefSeq, a predicted model, not a curated record
GCCACUAUGACGUCACCCCCGGGUCACGAUUUCGAAACCGAUUUGCUGAUUAUCGGGAAAACCGGUAAUGGCAAGAGCUCCACGGGCAACGCAAUUCUAGGUCGAGAGGCGUUUCACACUUCAGAUGACGGCGAGUCGGACACUUUUGAGGCCCAGGUAAGCAGGGCACGUCAUGAGCACAGGAAGGUCAAGGUUGUGGAUACGCCAGGUAUUUGCGAAACCCGGAUGGACAGAGGAGAUGCUAUCCAGAGAUUGGCCUCAAUCAUGGGGAACGUUAUGGUGAACUGUCCGAAAGGUUUUCACGCCAUGGUUAUUGUUUUGAAGUAUGGUCAAAGAUACACGAGGGAGGAGCUAGAAACAAUAGCAUGCCUAAAAUCUCUGUUUGGGGAAUCCUUUGUUAAAGACUUUGGCGUCUUGGUUUUUACCUAUGGCGAAAGCUUUGACCUGCAAAAUAAAAGGCGAUGCCCUAAGAUCUCUUUUAGUACAUGGUGUCGCAAUCAAAGAGGAGAGAUGCAGCAGCUCCUCCAAGAAUGUGACUACAAGGCUGUUCUGUUCAACAAUCUCGGUGAAGAGGAAGAACUAAAACCACAGCGAGAGGAACUGUUUCAAAUUGUUGAUUGUCUCAAGAGCAGAGGGGCGCGUUACACAAACGAGGCCUUUAAUCGCGUCGCAGAAGAAAGAGAGAAACUUAUCGUCAGGGAGAAUGCCCCAAAACUAAGAGAGGAAAUCCAAUCCAAAAUUGAUCUUCUGGUUGAUGGUUUGCAGCGUCUCAUAAACGACAAACAGCUUGACCAAGAAACGACGCAAAAGCGUCUGGAUUGGCUGAAGAAAGACACCCGAGAGCUUGCCUUCGAGAUUCGUAAACAAGACAGAGGCACAGGUGUCUUGCAGCAGCUUCAAGAGACCGUGUCUAAUCUUGAGCGUAAUAUAGAGAGUCAUGAAAAAGCCAUGAGGGAUGCGGUGAACAAGAGUCAGCUCGAUGCAGCACUGCAGCAAGCUAGGCACGCUUAUGAUAAGAGUUUGAAACAAUUCCAAGAAGAGCAGAGAGCGAGCAAGACAAGCUGGCGCAGCAUUCUGGCCGCCACUGUUAGAUCUGCUGUCUCAUUUUACAUAAACCCAGCCUUUGGUAUUGCAGUCACAAUGGACGAAAUCAGAAGAAUUGCCUUCUAGACUUCAGUUCUGAGGUUAGGUAUGUAGCAACGCUGCGAGCAAGUUAAUUCUAUAGGCCUACUAAUUGUAAACAGCAUACACACGGACAAUAAUAUUUGAAAAGAUUAUAAUAAUAUUUAUGAUUUUGAUGUAUUGGGCCUCAUUUGAAUACAUGAACAGAACAGUUUAACGAAAAAAAUAAAAUAAAUGGAAAGCAUGGUAAUAAUUAGAAUAAAGCCAAGGCUGAGAGUAGUGAAAUAGUGCGUUCUGUACAUGAAUUUUGAAUUUGUGCCAUAUAUGUGACUUAGGUUGUGUUUUAAUCAAUUCCACGCAUGGCCAUAUUUGAAGAUUAUUUUUGUCAUAGAUUGUUGAUUUAUGUAGUUUCUUUCUUCACUUUUGACACAUUAGUCUUAGACAUUGUGUUGUGGGAAGAUUUUAUUCUUGCACAGUGUAACGUAAGCUUUGCUUUGCGAGUUUGACAGAGAUUUUUAAACGACCAAAAUUUGUGAGUUUGGCAGAGAUCUUUGAGAAAGCAAAAUAUCAGAUUUUCUUACACUCGCGAGUUGUGUCCCCUGGCUACUAACUGUACAUUGUUAUUAGGAGACUUACUAAUACUAUUAUUAUCCAUUUACAUAAUUUUGAUAUUGAUGCACUGUUUCCUCAAGCUGAAAUUUACAUAAAUUUACAUGUCGCUAUCUCAGAAUUACAAGUCUGACGUUUUGGGCUGUUUUGAGGUACUGAGACCAUGAGGUCAGAUAUCAAAUGCUGUAUCUGCUCUAUCAAAAUCGUAAGUUUAUUCUGAGUCGCUAUCAAGAUAUUCAAAGAAUUGCAUUAGAAAGGGAUUGAAAUAUAGUGAAACUCAAAAUUUUCUACGUCAAAUUUCUCAAAACUAAGUACUGAGCAGAUAAAACUGUAAUUCUGAGAUAACAAUGUAUAUUUACAUGUGUAUUAUUGUUCUUACAUUGUCAAUUGUAUGAGUAUGAUUUUUUUUUAAAGAACAAAAAUGUCUGGAUUCAACAAUUUCAGUGAGAUGUAGGGUUUGGCAUGGGAAUAGAAAGCCAGUUUUUAGAUGAAACAAUUAUUUUCAAUUAUCAAUAGAUAUAGUUGAGAAUAAGGACAAAAAAGGUUUUUGGUGUUUUUUUUUUUUUUGUGGGAUGUAUUCAAGAAAACAAAGGGCAUCUCACGUUGUUGUCAUGUCAUAGUUGACCGAAAUAUCACUUAAGUCAACAACUCAAGUUUGCGUAUUUUCAAGUUAAGAAGAGAAAAAAAAUCCUGAAAAGAAUAUUAAUUUCCACAACGAUUAUCACAGAAAAACAAUAUAUAUAUACCAAUGUAAUCAGGAAGUAAAGCUGUGCAUUUCUCCAAACCAGUUAUACGAAAUGCCCAAACAUUUGUACAUGUUAAUUACAUGUAUUGCUCAUUUAAAAUGGUAAUGGAGACAACCAAAAAGAUACGAGUUAUAAAUUAAACACAUGUAUGGCUUUUAUGAUAUGUAGUGAUAGAACUGUUUGAUAGAACUGUUUUUUUGAAGAAAAAAAAGAAUCUUAACAACAA